Messenger RNA from Folsomia candida, 2340 nucleotides. It is a transcript of the gene ArgRS-m, whose product is annotated as probable arginine--tRNA ligase, mitochondrial. The transcript is spliced from 7 exons. Gene Ontology annotation, molecular function: ATP binding; arginine-tRNA ligase activity. Bases 290 to 2095 code for a protein of 601 amino acids. Gene Ontology annotation, biological process: arginyl-tRNA aminoacylation; mitochondrial translation. NCBI's taxonomy places the organism in Eukaryota, Metazoa, Arthropoda, Collembola, Entomobryomorpha, Isotomidae. The record is from RefSeq and is a predicted model, not a curated record. Gene Ontology annotation, cellular component: mitochondrion.
AAUGCCGCAUAUGUACGCUCUAAUACGAAACACGUGCGAAUAAGACUGGAUUUCGGACAACCGGCCGACUUUCAACUUUUCUCAUACAAAACAAAAGAUCUACUUGACUUCCGAAAAGUUUUGUUUUGUAUCGUACUUUUUCAAGACAAGAACAAUCCAGAUAUUGUUGGAUGAGAUCAGUCGUCCAAAUGCAGAACAACGAGCUGCCAGGUUUUAGAAAGCAACGAUCUUGACGUUUCUUCCCAUCAAAGAAUUUGAAAUUAAGUCAGCCACUGGAAUCUCAAUAAUCAUGUCUCCCACCACCACGUCCCGAAUGCUUCUGAAACAUAAUCAUGGGCGUCAUAAAUUUUUAAACUGGAUUGCUGAAACGCUGGGUGGAUCUAUGGAAACUCGUACGGCUCGUGUGACCUGGGAGAUGAGUUCAGAUAAGGGAAGAAUCAAGAGUCAGAUAAGACUGAUGGGUGACAGUUCGUCUACAGUUACUUCCAAAAUGACAUUUCCUGGCUUGACCGUAACGGACAAUAGGCGCAACACUUUUCACAAGACGGAUUUUAGCCAAGAAGAUAGCAAAACGAUCCUUGUCGAAAUAUUAAAGAAUUCCUGGCAUGGCAAGUCUGGAUUUAUAAGAACUGUUCCUGACUUGGCAAAGGAUAAAGUAAUUGUAGAAUUUGGAUCACCCAAUAUUGCAAAACCUUUACAUAUGGGCCAUUUAAGGUCACUUGUCACGGGGCACUUUUGCGCAAGGAUAUGUCAAGCGGCUGGUCACGAGGUGACAACGAUUUGUUUUCUGGGAGAUUGGGGGACGCAGUUUGGAAUUUUGCAGGCUGGACUAGCCAAGUACCUCCCAGAAAACCAAAAUGUCCUGUCCACUGUAGAUAAAUUAACGCUUGAUGAAUUACUACGGUACUAUGUCCAAGCAGUUCAAGAGAAGGAGACAAAUGCAGAAUUUUCCUCUGCAGCCCUGAAAUUAUCUGCCUCGUUAGAACAGGGAGAUGCGGAUUGCAUUCGUGUCUGGGAAUCGAUUCGAACCAAGACGAUAAACCAUUUGAAAUCCUUCUGGUCAUUGUUGGACGUCAAGUACGACGUGAUUCAAGGGGAAUCUGAGUUCACCAUGCAAAACAAUUUAACUCAGGAGGCACUGAAGGAGUUGACCACGUUGGGCAUAAUCGAAAUAGCAGAGGACCAAUGUGUAUAUGCCGUUUUGCCCGCAGAUUCUAAAUUCGCCAAACCUGCAAAAAUUCCGUUAGUUAAAAAGGAUGGGAGCUCGUUAUACUUACUUCGUGAUAUUGCUUGUGCCAUAGAUAGAAAGAGGACGUUAGAUUUUAACCGAAUGAUUUACGUGGUGGAUAAGACUCAAGCCCAUCAUUUUAUCAACUUAUUUAGAAUUUUAGAAGAGCUCAAAAUUCAGAAGAAUAAGUAUAGUGAAGACGGAUGGGAGAAAAAGUUAUGGCACGUUACAUUUGGCAAGGUUGAAGGACAAUCAACCAGGUCUGGUAAUUUUGUCCUACUUUCCGAAGUUAUCAAUACGGGCUCAUCCAUAAUGCAAGAGAACAGAAUCAAAUCUCCAAAUGUCAGAAAUACAGAAGAUUUACAACUUCCUACUCAACUGGCAAUUUCUGCCCUGAUUGUCAAUUCCUUGAAAGUGAGAAGAAAUCGGGAUGUUGCAUUUGACUGGAAUGAGGCUUUAAAUCCAACAGGAGAUACUGGAGUCAAUUUGCAAUAUACUCAUGCAAGGUUAGUGUCCCUGGAGAAUAAUGUGGCGCAAAAUAGAGGGACAUUAGGUGUGCUGGCAUCGUUCGACAAAUUUGACCUGGACCAACUAAUUGAGGAUCCGAUUGCUAUGAAUCUAAUUAUGCAACUAGUCAACUUUGAAGACGCUUUUUGGUCAUCAUAUUCUGAACUGGAGCCAUGUAUAUUGUUAACUUAUUUAUUUAAACUAAGCGACAAAGUUUCGAAAGCAUUGAAACAGUUGAAAGUCAUGUCAGAACCGGAUGAAAACCUUGCUGCUGCUAGAUUAGCCUUAUUUCUAUUGUCCAAAAGGAUUCUAGCUGUGGGUCUAAAUACUCUUGGCAUUAGACCACUGAAUGAAAUUUAAUGAACUCAAGAUAUCCAUUUAAAGUUAUAUUUAUAAAGUUUUAUUAUGUAGCGCAUGAGCAGCAGGAAUAGCAAUUAUUUAUAAUUAUAUAUUCGGUCGGAUAUUGUUGCUGAAAAAUUAGGAUAAACUCGAGUUCUGUUUGUUAUCAUGUGGUCAUUCAUGAAAGAUUUAGUUUAGCUGUGACUCCUCCGAUUUGGAUAUUUUUGACAAAAAAUAAAGUAAAAAAAUACGUGUAAAAAAAUGAA